AUGGCUGUAGGAACGGUUUCAGCUGCUGGUGCAGAUAGCGCGGCGGUACUGAGACGUAAGGCCCUCGCAGGACCGUCGGGACCUGCAGGUUUAGUCCAGAAUGCAAAGGUUUUUGGAAUGGCGUUGUUUGCGUGUCUUGGAGGAUUGCUUUAUGGGUACAAUCAGGGUGUAUUCUCUGGAGUUUUGGCUAUGAACUCCUUUGGAAAGCACAUGGGAGACGCAGUUACAGACUCUACGAAGAAGGGUUGGCUUACUGCCAUUCUCGAACUCGGAGCCUGGACCGGUACAAUUUAUUCUGGUGUCCUUGCCGAGAGAAUAUCUCGAAAAUACACCAUUCUCGUGAACGUGAUUAUUUUCUGUAUUGGAGUCAUUGUUCAAUGCUGUUCUAUUGUUGGUGAUGAUCAAUACAUUCUUGGUGGGCGGUUCGUUACUGGUAUGGGUGUUGGUUCUUUGAGUAUGACAGUUCCCAUGUAUAACGCCGAGAUUGCACCUCCGGAAGUUAGAGGAUCUCUUGUUGGUCUGCAGCAGCUAGCUAUCACUUUCGGAAUCAUGGUUUCCUUCUGGGUUGACUAUGGUACCAACCACAUUGGCGGCACCGGCGAUGGGCAAAAGGACGUCGCGUGGCUCCUCCCACUUGCCCUCCAACUCGUCCCUGCCGUGAUUCUCGGAGUCGGUAUCCUAUUCAUGCCCUUCUCUCCACGUUGGCUCGCCCAUCACAACCGUGAAGAAGAAGCUCUCGAUGUUCUAGCAAGUCUCAGAGGACUUGCGAGAGACCACCCAUUGAUCAACCUCGAGUUUCUGGAGAUCAAGAGUCAAAGUAUGUUUGAGAAGAGGACCGAGGCCGAGAAGUUCCCGCAUCUGGAGAGGAAGGAUACGUGGAGCUAUGUUAAGCUGGAGGCGUUGAGCUUUGUGAGCUUGUUCCAGAGUAAGAGUAUGUUUAGAAGGGUAAUGGUUUCGACGGUUACUAUGUUUUUCCAGCAAUUUACUGGUAUCAAUGCGGUAUUGUACUAUGCUCCCUCCAUUUUCAGCCAGUUGGGUAUGUCCGGCACAACAACCUCUCUCCUCGCCACCGGAGUAGUCGGUAUUGUCAUGUUCCUAGCCACCAUCCCAGCAGUCAUGUACAUCGACUCCCUCGGCCGAAAACCCGUCCUCUUCGUCGGCGCAAUUGGAAUGGCGCUCUGCCACUUCAUCAUCGCCAUCAUCUUUGCCAAGAACGAGAACCAAUGGGAAACACACAAAGCUGCGGGAUGGGGUGCAGUAGCAAUGGUUUGGCUGUUUGUCAUCCAUUUCGGGUACUCGUGGGGACCUUGCGCGUGGAUUUUGGUCGCGGAGGUGUGGCCAUUGAGUGUGCGCGCAAAGGGAAUCGCCCUUGGUGCUAGUUCUAACUGGAUGAAUAACUUUAUUAUUGGACAAGUCACGCCCGAUAUGUUGGAGCAGAUGCGGUGGGGGACAUAUGUUUUCUUUGGUCUCUUCACCACAUUGGGUGCUCUAUUCAUCUUAUUCUUCGUACCGGAGACCAAGCAGCUUUCUCUCGAGGAAAUGGACAUAAUCUUCGGUAGUGAAGGUGUCGCCGCAGCCGACUUCGAGAGGCAAGCAGAGAUCAACAGAGAGAUCGGGCUCGAUAGGGCUAUCCAGGACUUUGACGCAAGCCAGGUUGUGGGCGGCGGCGAUCGCGAUGGUAAGACUAGCCAUGAAGAGAUGGAAAAGGAGAAGCCUGUCAUCUUGGAUGAGAAGCGGGAGGUUUAG
Molecule: messenger RNA, 1746 nt
Organism: Morchella sextelata
Lineage: Eukaryota; Fungi; Ascomycota; Pezizomycetes; Pezizales; Morchellaceae
Exons: 10
Coding region: 1-1746 (581 amino acids)
Biological process (GO): transmembrane transport; carbohydrate transport
Cellular component (GO): membrane
Molecular function (GO): carbohydrate:proton symporter activity
Source: RefSeq, a predicted model, not a curated record